Molecule: messenger RNA, 468 nt
Organism: Austrofundulus limnaeus
Lineage: Eukaryota; Metazoa; Chordata; Actinopteri; Cyprinodontiformes; Rivulidae
Source: RefSeq, a predicted model, not a curated record
AGCUUAGGCAUUUCCUCGGUUAAUGCCGUUAACAUCGCCGCUAUUAAACGACACGUAGCCGAGCUCCAAAACGAAAUCCCUAGGAUUCAACUACAACUGGAUGAGCAACAAGAUCAGCUUACCCAAGUUGGGAAAACAGUCUUAGAUACCGUCCUUGUUGUUAACACCCACAGCACGGAGUUGACUAAACUAGCUAAAGCUGUCACUGAGUUAUCAUCCGUGAUACAAAUAGACUACGCUUACACUCAGUUAAUAACCAUGCUUCUUACUGACAUGCUAAGAGAGAUCAGUUCAUCGAUCGACACCUUAGUAAUCGGUAAGAUUCCACCCUACCUUGUAUCGUUACAAAUGGUCCAAGACAUCUUGCUAACGACCACCACCGACAGAGUAACUCCCUGACAGGCACAUCUAGCUUAUGUUCUCGGUAGCGCCGUUCCUCUCCACGUCGACCCCGCUGCACGCGAAAUA